Molecule: messenger RNA, 3928 nt
Organism: Aquila chrysaetos chrysaetos
Lineage: Eukaryota; Metazoa; Chordata; Aves; Accipitriformes; Accipitridae
Gene: DRAXIN
Product: dorsal inhibitory axon guidance protein
Exons: 8
Coding region: 1974-3026 (350 amino acids)
Biological process (GO): Wnt signaling pathway; axon guidance
Cellular component (GO): extracellular region
Source: RefSeq, a predicted model, not a curated record
GGGGCCGGGCGGGGGGAGCCGGUCCCCGUCCCCGUCCCCGCCGCCGCCCCCCCCGCGGGCUCCCGGCCGCCCACCCCUCCCGUUCCGCAGCUCCUUCCCUUGCAGCGGGGCUGGGUGCUCGGUGCAGGGAAUGGGGCACCCCGGUCCCGUUUCUCACUCCGUUACCCUAACGCGGGGGAGCCCCUGCGGGGAGCGGGAGCGCCGUGCCCGCCCCGCCGCGCAGGUGAGCGGGGGCCCGGUCGCCACCACACCCCACCCCAGCGGGGCCGGGCCGCCCCGCCUUUGUCUCCGUCCUUUGUCUGCCCCGGGCAGGGACCGGGCAGGGACUGCUCCUGCCACCCGCCGCGCACCCUGCGCUCCCGUGGGUACCCCUCCUCCUCCGCACCGGGCACCCCCUCAUCAUGCGCCCCUCGCACCCCCCUACAGCACCCUCUGCACCCCUCCGGGCCCAGCACACCCUGAGCCCCUCCGCCCCUCCCAGCCCCACCUCCCCCCGCACCAUGCACCCCAGUCCCCCGGGAUUCCCGGCGUCCCCAGUUCCUUUCCACAUUCCCCCACUGCCUUCCCCCUGUCUCCUCCUCCUCCUCCUCCUCCUCCUCCUCUCGGGUUUGAACACCCCCCUGCCCCCCCGGCAGACCUGCCUCCCCUCCCGCUGCAUGCACAGCCGCUGCCCUGCCCUGCCUGCCGGGCUCAGCCCAGACCGAGGAGCUGCGGACAGGAUUGUGACCAUCCGCUACUAACCCAAAAUGGAUCAGAAAUAGUGGCUGAGACAGCACUGCAACUCACUCAUCAGCACUGAGCCUUCACCCUGGGUAGCUCUAAGGCCUUAUCUUUGCUUUACACAUUUUCUUCUUAGUAGGCAGGUUUGGUACCUCAAGAGGCAGGUGGCUCGUAAUCCUGAGGGUCUACAAAGGAAGUGCAAGGCAUUGGGUGGAGCAAGGAGGAUGUAGGUCUGGUGUUGUGAAGAGCUACAGGGGCAGCUUAACUUGGCAAGUACUUCAGCUAUUUCUUUUAUUAAUAUAUGAAGCCUAAGAAGAGGAUGAAUUCUAGGCUUGCUGCAGCAUGUGUGAUUGUUUUAGAGCAAUUUAGGAAAGGUAUCUCCUUACAAGGACAGACCUCUUUCUGCCUGGCAUAUAUCUCAGGACAGAAUUUCACCCUUGGCAGAAAAGGUGCAUCAGCAGUGUGAGAACAUUGCUGUCACCUACAUCAACGAGCCUGGGGCUAGCAUGGUCUUUUGUGGACUGUGGUCCUGACAGAGGAGAGGGUGGAGUUUACUUUGGUGCUCAGACAUUGAGGAACCUGAGCACUGAGGAGAACUAGGGAUGCUGUUGUGUUAUCUAGCUGCCUUUUGGAAGUGUGAAUUUUACAGCUUCUGUAGGGUAAGAAAAACGGAGGCGGUAGGAAAAGGUUUCCGAAGUUAAAGAUAGACUAGGGCAUGGAAACAAGUGGUUAAGAGAAGGCUGGGACUUCUGCGCCUCUAGCACAGCAGUGUUGUAUUAAGCCAAGGUACCACAACUUGCAUGCGCUGUUUUGGUUUGGCAAACAGCUCAGAUCUCCCCUGACAACAGUGCAGUACAGGUAUUUACCUGCAUUAUUAAUGCAAGAUCCCCAGAGACACAGUAACACAGCAUGUUAGCCUGCCCUCUCAGCCAGCGCGGAGAUGAGGUGACCCACGUGCUCUAGCUGCACUUUCAACCUGUGUCAUGCCAGCAAGACAGCUGGGUAGCUUAAAUAAAUACCCCCUACACUUUGAAGCAGACCUUCUGUUUAACUGCCCUGUAGCAUUUAGCUGCUUUCUAGCUCCUGCUGAAAACCAGAAUCUGCAGCUAGUGUGUCUGUCAGGUUCACCAUCAAAAGGGCUCAUGUCUGUGUGAGUGAGAUUGGAGACACCUGCCUCGCAUUCUCUUUGCACUUGUUCUCUCUUGAUAUUUUGCCUACAGAUGAAAAGGAGGUGAGGCAGAGCACCCAGGAUUAUGGCAACUUCUUCCACCUUCUUCUCUCCUUUCCUUUUCCUGUGUAUGCUGGUUCUUUCUGACGUCAGUCUCGCAGUAUCCCUGGAGCCUGGCACAAAGCUCAAAAAUGUCCCAGAGAACAACAACCAUCUUCAAAACCAAGAGAUGUGGCUGCAGCAGCCCAGAAGUGGGCAUCACCACAAGCAUGGCUUGGCCAAGAAGGAGAGGGUCCAUGCCAUGUCUUCUAGAGGGCAGCCAGCUGGGGAAGAGACCCUCAGAAUGGGUAGUGGAGCUCCAGCUGUGGAAGAGCUGGUGGCAGAGGGGCAGCCAGCAGCCCUGAAACAGAAUAAAGAUGUGUUCCUGGGUUUUGAGUUCCCAUAUCCUGAGAGGGAGAACCAGUCCCCUGGGUCUGAGAGAGGAAAGAAGCAGAACCGAGAGCAUCGGCGACACAGCCGCAGGGACAGGCUGAAGCACCACAGAGGGAAGACUUCUGAUGCUGGGCCAAGUUCCCUGUACAAGAAACCUGAAAGCUUUGAAGAACAGUUUCAAAACCUCCAGGCAGAGGAAGCUACAAGUCUCACUCCCACCAUGCUUCUCAUCACUGCAUUGGAACUAGCUGUUUCCACAGAAGAGCCUCCUGUUCUUCCAGCCACAUCACCACGGUCACAGGCCCGCCUCAGGCAAGACGGGGAUGUGAUGCCCACCCUCGAUAUGGCACUCUUUGACUGGACAGAUUAUGAGGAUCUCAAACCAGAAAUGUGGCCAUCUGCUAAAAAGAAAGAAAAACGCCGCAGUAAGACUCCCAACAGUGGAAAUGAAACCAUGAUGGCUGAAGGAGAGCCAUGUGAUCACCACCUUGACUGCCUCCCAGGCUCUUGCUGUGACUUGCGUGAACACCUCUGCAAACCACACAAUCGAGGCCUUAACAACAAAUGUUAUGAUGACUGUAUGUGCACUGAAGGGCUACGCUGUUAUGCCAAAUUCCACCGGAACCGAAGAGUGACCCGGAGAAAAGGGCGUUGUGUGGAGCCUGAAUCAGCCAACGGAGAGCAGGGAUCAUUCAUCAACAUUUAGGAGGGUGGGACUCCUGCCUGGAUGGUCAGGAGCUGGGGUCAAACUGUUUAUACCUAGCAAUAGGAAUUAGAGGAAAAAGUCAAGAAAAUGACUGAAGCUGCAGGCUCUGAACAUGCCAGGUUCAUAUAAGACUGAAGCUCAUGUUAAUUAUAGAGUGGCCUCAGCCUUUUCCAUACCAAGACUGCAUUCCCCCUCCCUUCCCGCACCGCAUUGCUGCCAUUGAGCUGGGUCCUCUCUCAGUUAGUAAGAGAUGAUCAUGACUAACAUUCUGAUGGUCCUCCAGGAAAAGGCUCUGCAGUUUCAUAUCAUCCUCUCAACAGAGGCAAUAUAUGAAAGAUCCUUCAGGUCAAAGGGGUUAUGAGCUUAAACUUUAUGCCUUAACUAUUGCUUGAGAAGAAAGGUAGAUCCUUCUUAAGGAUCAGAGGUUCCUAGAGGAUAGGAAGCUUGUAGCCUCCAGGUGGAAUCAAAGAUGGAAACGGAUCAGCAGGAACCUGGCUGCCUAGGUGAGAGGGGACCCUCUGACAGAGCUCUUGCUCUCUCCCUUGUUCACUGCUACAGACAGAUAUUCCCUAGCUGUUAUACACUACCACUUCCUACCUGUCAUCUUUGGGACCAUCCAGUCCCACUCCUUCCUUCCUUUCUUGCUUCCAGAGAGCCACCUGUUUUCUGCAAGGAUGCGGCAAGACAUCCCAGCCUGCAGCUCUCACUCAUUUAGUUAUCCUGCCAAGUCUGUUAUUUUUAAUGAUUAUUUUUAGGAGCUUUCUGGGGAAGUGAUAGUUUUCCUAGUGAGCCAAAAAUAAGGUUUUUGGUAACAGGAGAUAGGGACAGGCUGUUCCAUUGUAGUAAAUCCUGUGACGUUGCAUGUGUGUUUCCAUGAUAUGUAAAUAAAGACAUGAUAGAUA